AUGGUUUUCAGCCUCCAGAGGGGGCAGAGACAGGAAGUGAAUUUGUCUCUUAUUGUUAGCAACAGAGAGUUCAUGUUGCCUAGCACUGUGGCAAUUGCAGCCUUUCGGAAAUGUCAGGAUCGCUUGACUGUUGACCUGGUGAUUCAGUCUAGUCUUAUGAAGCUGAUGGUUUCCAUGUCUUCCAAACAAUUUGCAGACGAAGUCUUAAAAGGUCACAAUGACUACCGAAAGAAGCAUGGCGUGCCUCCUCUAAAACUGUGCAAAAAAUUAAACAGGGAAGCACAGCAGUAUUCAGAAGCACUUGCCAGCACGAGGAUCCUCAAGCACAGUUCUGAAUCUAGUAGCGGAAGAUUCGGAGAAAAUUUAGCGUGGGCUUCUUAUGAUCAGUCAGGAACAGAAGUAGCUGACAGAUGGUAUAGCGAAAUUAAAAAUUACAACUUUCAGAGUCCAGGAUUUUCCUCUAACACAGGACACAUUCUACAGCAAAUGAAGGUUUGGAAAAGAACACAAAGAAGAUGGAAGGCCGGAAAGGCAGGCAGCAAUGGCUUAAUGGCCUGACUAUCAGCUCGUGGUGGCAAGAUAUGUACCUGCUGGCAAUAUUGUAAAUCCUGGUCACUAUGAGCAAAAUGUUCUUCCACCAAAGAAAUAACUUUGUCAGGAAUCGGGAGGGGAGAGGGGAGGAAGGGCUUUUGAAACAGCCAAUGAAAAGCAAAGCUGCGGACUGGAUGAGAGCAAGCUGACCUUUCAUACAAAGUGAAAUUGAAUGGAAUCUCAUGCUUGAAGGUCCUGGGAACAUACUACAACAGCAGCUUUUGACCACGUUUGACAGAGAUGUCUUUCUGGGCGGAACCGGUACAGAGGAGCCAGAAAGCAAGUUUCCUAAGUAAAACAUGUGGAAUAACAUGCAAAAUGUUUUGUAGCACUUUGAAUUUUUGUAUGGUCCUCUUAAGAUGUUAGAACACUUCCAUUAAAAUGUUGUAGGCCUAAGAUUAUUCUUUAAUAUGUUCAGAUUUUCCACUGAGUACAACUCAGCAGUAAAUUGUCUGGCUUUGGCUAUACGAUUAUCAAAAGAGUUUAAUGGUUUAGAAAUCUUGUUCAUCUUCAUAAUGCUCACUUCGGUGCUUUCAAGUAUUUCUUUAUGCCUGUUACAUAGUUGUUUCCAAACCUUUCUGCAACCGAAAUGCACAUUGACCCUUUGGUGUUGUGUGGCACAUCAUGGCACUGUUGUAAAUUAUGAUAGUCAACAUUUGGAACUAUCCAGGGGAAAACUCCAUUUUGCAGCCUGCUCUAUACAAAGAGUAAGAUACGGAAAGUUUUUCCAUUUAGCUGGAAUUUGUAGACAGUCCUGUUGUAGAUUGGAACAAUGAGUACAAUAAAUCUGUUGUAGAUUGGAACAAUGGAACAAUAAAUCUGGCUCCAAUCCUGCAUA
This is a messenger RNA of Sphaerodactylus townsendi, 1429 nucleotides long. Its product is annotated as Golgi-associated plant pathogenesis-related protein 1-like. NCBI's taxonomy places the organism in Eukaryota, Metazoa, Chordata, Lepidosauria, Squamata, Sphaerodactylidae. The record is from RefSeq and is a predicted model, not a curated record. The transcript is spliced from 5 exons. Bases 1 to 558 code for a protein of 185 amino acids.